This is a messenger RNA of Striga asiatica, 1840 nucleotides long. NCBI's taxonomy places the organism in Eukaryota, Viridiplantae, Streptophyta, Magnoliopsida, Lamiales, Orobanchaceae. The record is from the annotation of a GenBank genome assembly.
ACCAAAUCUGCUGUACAACAGCUCAAAGGACAAAGCGUCUCGGCUGACUCGACCGCCAAAGCGAAAUUCAUAGUCGUUCUCUACAAUUCCGUUCGGAAAUUGGACACUCUCUUCAACAGCUUUGACUGACGACAGAAAACACCAGCCAGGUGUAUUAUACCUUUAUUAAUUUGUUCUUUGAUCUUUUUGGGGGUUUAUUGCCUGCGCAUUAAAAUCUGCGACCAGGGAUUUUCCGAAAACAUAGGGGAAAAAUAUGUUGGGGCUUGUAAGGCAAAGAGCAGCCUGCAAAGGCAGUCAUGCUUUGAGUUUGGAACAAGGAAUUCGGUCAAUUGCGUUAAGGACCUUUUCUUCCUCUGCCAAGGAGAUGACAGUGCGUGAUGCUUUAAAUUCAGCACUUGAUGAAGAAAUGUCCGCUGAUCCCAAAGUUUUUCUAAUGGGUGAGGAGGUCGGUGAGUAUCAGGGUGCUUAUAAGAUCUCCAAAGGGCUACUGAACAAAUAUGGUCCUGAGAGGGUCCGCGAUACACCCAUCACUGAGGCUGGAUUUGCUGGAAUUGGAGUUGGUGCUGCUUAUUAUGGAUUGAAACCCGUGGUAGAGUUUAUGACUUUUAACUUCUCCAUGCAGGCGAUUGAUCACAUCAUAAAUUCUGCUGCAAAAUCAAAUUACAUGUCUGCUGGUCAGAUAUCGGUACCUAUUGUCUUCAGAGGGCCAAAUGGUGCUGCUGCUGGUGUGGGUGCUCAACAUUCUCAGUGCUAUGCAGCAUGGUAUGGUGCCAUUCCAGGAUUAAAAGUACUGACCCCUUAUUCUUCAGAAGAUGCUCGCGGGCUUCUUAAAGCUGCUAUUAGGGAUCCAGACCCUGUUGUCUUCCUUGAAAAUGAAUUGUUAUAUGGUGAGUCUUUUCCGGUCUCGGCAGAAGUUCUUGAUUCUAGUUUCUGUCUACCUAUUGGGAAAGCUAAGAUAGAACGUGAGGGAAAGGAUGUAACAAUAACUGCUUUCUCAAAGAUGGUCGGCUAUGCCCUUCAGGCUGCCGAUAUUCUCGCAAAAGAAGGGAUUAGCGCUGAGGUUAUAAAUCUUCGCUCCAUUCGCCCUCUUGACCGAGCUGCAAUAAAUGCAUCUGUUAGGAAAACAAAUAGGCUCGUGACUGUUGAAGAAGGAUUUCCUCAACACGGUGUUGGCGCUGAGAUCUGUGCAACUGUUGUGGAAGAUAGCUUCGAAUAUCUUGAUGCCCCUGUUGAGAGGAUUGCAGGGGCUGAUGUUCCCAUGCCUUAUGCUGCAAAUCUUGAAAGAUUGGCUGUUCCUCAGGUUGAAGAUAUCGUUCGUGCGGCAAAGAGGACCUGCUACAGGUCACGUUAAUCUGCUAAAUCUGAUCAGAGAUUCCUGAUGGCUACUAAAAAAGUUCCUAGGAAUUAUCUGUUCAAAUUUGAUUUUUAUAUACGUUUUUUGUCGUGUUUGUCUCUUUCCUUUGGAAUGUUCGAAAUUUUUUGGCCGGAAAUCAGGUCUGACUAUACUGAAAGUGUUGCUGGCAACAUAAAACAGCAAACUGUCUAGGUACCAAGGUUUGUGGAUUCUGGGUUUUGAUCAUGGCAUUGGUAGAGAAUCAAAAAUCUGUAAAACGGAUUGAUUAAAACCACUGAGGUUAGGGAGAAGAAAAUAAUAAUCUCAACUAAUUUUUGCGCUUGGGUCUUGUCACUGUCUACCUUGUGGAGAGUAAUGUUUUGUUAGUUAGCUAUUUAGACCAAACUCUAAGGCCCCGCAACCAAGUAUUCAAGUUAAUAUUUGAUUGGGGGAAUUGGUCAGAAAUUCUAUGGUGCCAUAAUUUCACGAUCCAACGCCUAAUAUCCA